Molecule: messenger RNA, 1317 nt
Organism: Lasiodiplodia theobromae
Lineage: Eukaryota; Fungi; Ascomycota; Dothideomycetes; Botryosphaeriales; Botryosphaeriaceae
Product: Transcriptional co-activator
Exons: 4
Coding region: 1-1317 (438 amino acids)
Biological process (GO): regulation of transcription by RNA polymerase II
Cellular component (GO): SAGA complex
Molecular function (GO): transcription coactivator activity
Source: RefSeq, a predicted model, not a curated record
AUGGCGAGCAUGACGCGCUCCGACUCGGCCGCCGAGGCGUCGUCGACAUUGCCCCUCGUCAAUGGGGCGUCGGCCUCGGCGUCCUCCGCGCCUGGCGCAUCGCUCACGCUGCUCAAGCCCGGCAGCAACCCAAGGCAGAACGCGCCGCGCAUAGACAUCGAGCCGCUUUAUACCGCGCUGAAGGCCCAGAUUGGCGAGCACUGGGCCGCAUAUAAGGAGGCUAUAUCUUUGUUCGUGCUGGGCCGGCUCAACCAGCAGGAGCUUGGACGGCGCAUAGACUGGUUCAUUGCCAUAGACGCGGCGCGCGAGCAUCAGCACAAUCAGCUCGUCGCUGCCAUCUAUGCAAACACAACGCGCGAUCCUCCCGAGCCCGGCGUCGCCAGCUGGGUUAGCGCGAACGACAAGCCCAGCGCCACGAGCAAGCCGAGCAGCGGCGACGCGGCCGAGCUGCGACUCAAGACCGAGGUCAAGGAGCUGCAGGGUCGCGAAAGGAAACGCCUCAAGGCGAUACCCGAUGACCCCACGGAUUAUUUCAGCAAGGAGUUGCAGGAGUACCACGCUGCAAAGCAAAUAUCGCUGCCAGAUCCCGGAACCGCAUCCGCUGCUGGUUUCAGCAAAACCAAUUGGGACCUCGAAAUUCGGAAGCGCUAUGCCCAACCACUCUGCACCGAGACAUUCGAGUUUCCAGACACGCCGGCCAUCGAGGCACGUAUGACGCCCAUAUGUUACGAAGAGGGAAUCGCGUCCGGCGCGUCGCCAGACGCAGCCGCUUUCAUGAACGUUGCGACGGAGACGUUCAUCAAGGAAGUGCUCUCGAAUAUUCUCGGCCGCGUGCGCAGCAACGGAGACGACUACAUCAAGACGGCGGCAUACAGGAAGCAAUUACAACGCGAGGAGGAGAUGUGGCUACAGGGCGAAGUCCAACGCAACCCCGCCGGCCUGCUCCCGAUCGAGGUCGAGGAAAGCAAGAACAGGAAGCCCCUCAACCUGGGCGAUUUGCGCAUCGCCAUCGAACUCGGCGACAGCUAUCUGGGACAGGUUCCCCUCAUCACGGCCGGUGUUAUGAAUUCCCGCUAUUACGAUGGCGAGAGCUACGAAGCAGAAAAAAUGGACAUCGACGAUUUUGGCACAUCGACAAACAGCGCCGUGACGGCCGCCCGCCUGGCAAACGGAACGACCAUAAAUGGCGUGAACGGCGUUCAUCACGAUCCAGACGAGAUGAUGAUUGAUGACGACUGGGGCUGGCAGGGCGCAUCGGCGAAGGAUCGCGAAGCUGUCAACUCCGUCCUCGAUGAUAUAUUGGCCAUCGGUCAAUAA